UAGCUCCAAAAGUAUUGGCACCCUGCAUAAAGAUGGGUUACCAAAAAAAAAAAAAAAUGUUAUCAACAAAAUUAUUAGACAAAAUUUACAUCAGAAACGUUAGAUUUCUCACCUUUCUUAUAUUUCUAUGGUGUGAGAUUAAGCUAAUUAACCACAAACACAUUUUUCAUUUUGUUUUUUUUUUCUUUUCUUUUUUUUUAAACCCAUUUUCACACUACCUGUCAAAGAAAUGCAUUGCUGUUCAAGAGCGUGACUCGUUGCUCAGGGGGGACUUCACAAUUUGACCGGCUGUUUGGCUGUUUGUGAAAACACCACCAGCUCACUAGAGGACGAAAAGAUGAAAUUUAGUGCCAGGACUGAAGACUGAAGGCUUCUUGAGUCCCCCCAAACAUGUUACAAACAUGAAAAUAUGGUUGAUAAUCAAAUGAAGAUAAUGAAGAUAAUGACGUAAUCAAAAAUAAGAGCCUGGGAAAAAAAAUCAUUGCACUUUGGUGAAACAUUCCAGACAAAGAAGAAUUGUCUUUUAAGUAAUUAAUACUGUUGAACCGUACAUAAUCUGACCCAGACAGGAUUUUACAAAAUAUAUUAAAAAAAAAAGUCAGUCUUGAUUUCAGUUUGUAUAAGGUUUCAUUUUUGGCAUCCACAUCAGCAGUAUUUUGAUACUUCAUGUGUUCAAGCGGUUCAAUUAUUUUUGGCCUUUUGUGCACCCAAGUGCAAGAGCAUGACCAGCACUUUUAAGAAAAACAGAAUGGUAUGAAGAGGCUGAGGCUGAUUUCAUCCUAACCCAGACUGUAUAUCAGUUUGUGAGCCAUUGAAGGGCCAUAAUGUAAGGCUAUCAUUAAUAAAUUAAUUAUUUUUACACAUUCUCUAUUCUGUUGAUUAACACUAAUAACUUUGGCUCCGUAGCGAGUAAGAUGUUUCAAGGAAAAAAGGAAAAAGAAAGAAUGGCUAACAGAAACUGUUCAACUGUACACAGUAUUAGGGUUAGGUGAAAACAUUUAUUAAACUGAUUCAAGUUUUUUUAUGCCUCUUCCACCAGGUGGUGGUGUUUAUAUUUUCAGGUUGUCCUUCAAGGUGGUGGAGGCAUUAUGUUUUGUUAUGUUUGGGUUGUCUGUCCGUCUAUCUCUCCGUCCGAGUCUCAUAAAGAACGAGACACAGCAAGGUCAAGUGUCUGAAAUAGUUUUUCUUCAAUAGCUUCCUUCCUGUUUGAAGUAUAUUUUAAGGGUAUUUCAGAUACACAAAUUAGUAAGAAGAAGGACUAGACUUGUAGGCACUGAGACAUUCUCAUCAACACUACGGUGUCAAAGUGUGUCCAAAUAUUAAAAAUAUAUAAUUUUCAUAAACACACUGAAGAAGUGUUUCAGCUCUGUGACACGCAAACACAAACUGUACAGUGGCAUUUACAUACACGGGUGGUCGCUACGCUACUGGGUCUGAAUUCUAGAUAGAGCAAAAAAUGUUUUAUAGGUACUACGGCUCAUUUUAGUAUUUUUUGCAAGUUUGAACUUAGUUAAUUUAGUGGUUUUUGGUUUGAAUGAAAGGGUUACAACGUUUCUGUUUGUUUGGUAUUUGGAAACAACAAAACAAAACUAACACAACCUUAAACCCAGUAGAGCAUUACUCAGACAAAAAUCAUGAAGGCUGUCAGUCUGCCUGUGUGUGUGUGUGUGUGUGUGUGUGUGUAAUAAUUUCCCACACAUCAUUCUUAUAAUACCUCGUGACAUAAUGCAUCACUCAGCUCUAAUUGUUUGUCGAGCUCUAAUACUAAUUCAGCUCUAAUUGUAUUCGAUUUUAUCCCUCACAUCUAAUAAUCACGACUGGUUGUCACUGAUACCGUGAGUUUUGCGAUAUGUUGAAUUUGUUCCUACACUGAUUGUCAAACGUGGCAGCAGGUCAUCAGCAUGACUCUGUGUGUCUGUGUGUGUGUGUGUGUGUGUGUGUGUGCAAGCUUGUGUGCGUGUGCGUUCUAAACUCUGACUCUGAUGUCAGAGAAUAUCUCAGAUAAGGUGUGGACCUGAGGCACACAGCCAAUCAGGGAUGGGAGAUUAGUGUGUGUGUGUGUGUGUGUGUGUGUAUGUGUGUGUGUUUAAAUUGCUCUGUGGCUGUGUGAGUGUCUCAAUUCAUCAAGACUGCAGUCCUGAAGGACCUUUUUACUUCAACGUUUAAGCCUACAGAUCAUUUUUCCCAUCAUGCUCUCUCAGAGUAUUUCGGUCUUGACCUGCGUGCUGCUCCUGCUGACGCUGUGCCCUGAUGUUCUGUCUCGUCGGGGUGGAUUUGGAGGCGGGCGCUGGGGUGGCAUAGGGAGGACUGGAGGAGGAGGUUGGGGAGGCGCUGGAGCUCACAGAGGAGCCGGCGUUGGAGGUGGCCACCACUACAAAGCUCCGCACGUCCAAAGCGGAAGUUCCUCCUCUGGAUCGAACGCUGGGAAGAUAGCAGGAGCAGCGGCAGCUGGUGCUCUCGGAGGCAUGGUGAUCGGCCACGGGCUCAGCUCGAUGUCUCGACCUGGUUACGGUCGUACAUGGCACGGUGGGUAUGAUGGGUACGGGCCCGGGUACGGAGGUGGGUACGGCUAUCCGAGGUACAGUGGAGGACACGGGAACGGACACGUCGGUCAUGAAGACGGGUUCAGGAACGAGACGGAUAUGGAGUACUACGUAGGCGCCGCCAGCAGGGGGCACACUUACAGCUGCGUGCUGCUGUUCGGUACCACUGUGUCGUUCUUAAUCGGGUACUGGAUCUCAUAGAGUUGACAACUCAGACCUUGAGUAGUCCAAACUGACUGGGGAUCAGUUUGGUCUCUAACGUUUGCUAGUGCUGCUAACAAGAAGUCAGAAAUACUUAUAGCUACCAGUUUAGCACUUGCCGAUGUGCUUUCUGACACCAUGUGACACACUGGUAUCUGUAAACAUGGACAAAAGUACAUGGCAGAGCUAAAAACAGGAUUAGUCGGAUAAUUCAAACAAUAUAGGUCAAUUUGUGUAUUUUCAAAUUACAAUACUAUAUUCUAUGACAUUUUAUGAUACUUUAUGUGUGAAUGGCAUACAAAUGUAUUUUGAUUGUGAACAUGCACUAUCAGAAAAAACCUGUACCUUUCCUUGUCACUGGUUUGGUACCUUUAAUAUGUAUCUUUUACCUAGAAAGGUGCACAAAGAGUGUUUAUGAGUAAUUACGGUCCAUUAUAACCACAUUUCCAGGAGAAUGAUUUUUAAAAGUACAACAACAAGGAAAGGUACCAGUUAGUACUAUUCAUGAUUUCGACAUGCUAAACUGGAGACUAUAUGCUUUCCUGACUUAGCAAAAUUAUAUAAUAUGGGUUAUGAGUCACAAACAUGUGAAUAUAUCACCUUUAGCGAGUGUAUUUGUCUAUUUCUACUUUUAAAUAUGUCUUUUUUCUUAUUUAUUCUGUGCAUAAAUAUAAUUCUUUCUUAUCUUAGAAUAUGCCUGUUGUUAUUUGCUCUAAAUUGUUCUACAACAUUUUGUACUACAUACUUUCAUUGCUGAAACCUUUAUUGUAGCUGUGCACACGUAUUGGUUUUUAUUUUUACUUUGUCACGCGAAACUGCGUUUAUCGUUCAAUCAGUGAGUGCUAAUGAGGUUUUGAAGCAUGUGCUAACACGCUCUAACACGUCUCAAUGUCCCCUAGGGCCUAAAAAGCCACUGAGGAUGAAGUAAGUAGCCUCCGUAAAUCACAUUAGUGGAUUAACAGUAGACAGGAUGCUGUAUAUGUUAGGGCAAAGACAAGUCUUGUUUAAGAUCUAGGAACUGUCUACCUCACUCUCUCAUUUUCACUACAGGACUCUUGUGUAUCAUGUGCAAACUUGUACUUUUGCAAUGCUGUAAUCACUGUGUAAUCACCAAGAACAAAAAUAAAACAAUUCGUUCAUUCCAAA
This is a messenger RNA of Pangasianodon hypophthalmus (striped catfish), 3890 nucleotides long. It is a transcript of the gene prnpa, whose product is annotated as prion protein a. The coding region runs from base 2190 to 2744 and encodes 184 amino acids. The record is from RefSeq and is a predicted model, not a curated record. The transcript is spliced from 2 exons. NCBI's taxonomy places the organism in Eukaryota, Metazoa, Chordata, Actinopteri, Siluriformes, Pangasiidae.